Molecule: messenger RNA, 2913 nt
Organism: Dimorphilus gyrociliatus
Lineage: Eukaryota; Metazoa; Annelida; Polychaeta; Dinophilidae
Source: the annotation of a GenBank genome assembly
AGUUGGUACUAUUGGAAGGAAGUCUGAUACAGCUUAGCUAUUUGGCCGGUGUAUAUAUAUAUAUAUAUAUAUAUUCAAUAUUGAAAUCACCUUUUAUGAAUAUUUUUGAGUGAAUAACAUUUAUAAUAAAGUAGAAGGUGUAACAGUUUGGUGUCAGUCAUGCCAGGGAAGAGAAAAAGAAGAAAGGUUAAACGAAAGCCUUCGGCUACGAUGCCAGUUAUUGGUAGCCGAUUACCUUUUCGUCCAAUGAGUCUAUUUCAAAGAAAUGGCUCUAUAAGGAAAAAGACGACUCUUGAUCAGCGUAAACACGACCUCCAGUCUGCUCUUCUUAACGGCGGAAGGGUAUUUAAGCCUAGCUUUUUACAGUCGAACGACAAUAUUGUUAACCAAUUCGAUUUGGAUGAAAUGCGCCAAUGGAUGGAAUCCAACAAGUCGAUUGCUAAAAUGAAAAGGAAUGCCGGCCCUAUACCAGUAUCGACCCCGGUUGUACCAGGAGUGCCACCGGAAUCAGGAUAUACAACACGUGAAGGUUCCGUGUCAAGUCACGUCGCCCAAAGUCUUGGAUCUGAAUUUGAUACUUUAACAUUGUCCUCCCAAGGUUCUUUUCGUGAAGAGAAUACACUAAAUUACACCUAUAGCACUGCAGAAUGCGACUUCGAACCUAUCCCGGAGCCACCGAAAAGUUCCGAGCCUACUGAAUUUUUUUCAAUUGUACCACCACCUCCGCCUCCCCAAUCGGUUCCGGCGGUACCACCGCCUCGAAAAAACGGUAUACAAGGAAAAGUUGACCAACCCAAAGCAUCUGAUCCCGUAGAUUCCUCCCAAUCACAUAAAACGACAGAAAAGUCAACAAACGGAAGAUAUCCUCCACCUCCAGAAUCGACUAUAUCAGAUUCCAGUCGUUAUCAAACAAUCUCUAUAGGAGAUGGUUCUGAUAUUUAUGAAACAAUAGAUGAAAGUAAAAUGGCAAACAUUUAUAAUCUAAAUACCAAUGGUUCAAUGCCUACUGGGGAAAUGUUCAUUGAAACCGUGCCCGCUCCACCAUCAAUAAAUGAAGUUCUUCAUGUACCAAUAGUGCCACCUCCUCCCCCUUCAAAUGAUCUAGAAAUUGAAUCUCGUUCAAAGGGACACGUGGAUUACUCGGAACCGUUUAGAGCAAUCCCUUCUCCUAGUUCAACAGAUCUGAUACCAUCAGGGGUUCCUCCACCACCGGAAUCAGGAGAUAAAAUUUCAUCCCCACAACUUGCUCCCCGAGGAGCACCAGCGAUUCCGGAUCCUCCAAUUGCUCCAGCACCUCCACCUCCACCACAGGGAGUUGCCCCGGAUCCACCUUUUACUUCAGAGACACCAUCCUUGCAUGAGUUACCACCACCGCCACCAGUGCACACUUCAAAUCUUAAAUUACAAAUAGGCAGUUCCAGUAAGCCUCCUACAAUGCAACGACAAACUGAACCUGUCGUUUCCAAGGCUGUGGCUCCACUAAAAAUACCAACACCACCACCUAUUAGAGACAAUUUUAAUUCAUCAUCACAUACAAUAAAUGAAGAAAAUUUACCUACAGUUCCACCCCCUCCACCAAUCGAAAAAUUUGCACAAUUACGGAAAACAGAUGAUCAACUGCUACAAGCUACUAAUUCUUCACCUUCCGUUAAUCCAAAAACUGAAUUAUUACAAGCUAUUAAUAGAUUCCAAGAGGAUAAAACAGUCUCGAGAGCUCCUAAGCAAAUUGUAUUAAAUAGAGAAACGUCUGAAUCGGAGACCGUGCCUAAAAGGCCAGCCCCUCCCCCAACAAUGCCUAGAUUAAAUGCUACAUUAUCUUCAACUGUUCAAUCUAAUCAAUCGUCGGGUAUAGAAGUUCCCCGAAAAAGAAGUGUUACAGACAUUGUCAAGUCUCUUGGAAAUGAGAGAAAAAGCGAAGAUCUUCCACCGCCCCCUCCUCCUCUCGCUCCUCUUGAUUCUUUUGAAUACGCUUCAUUGGACAAUAUACCUCCUCCACCCCCAGUUGGCGGUGUUUCUGAUAAAGCAAUACCGAUUGCCCCACCCCCACCCCCACUUUCUUUAACACUUCCUACUGAUUCAUCCAAAAGAGGGCCACCGACUAAACCGAAAAUGGCUCCACCUACAGCCAAUAAACCGCAAAAGACGCAACCUGCGGUUGAGCACGCUGAAUUACUCAACCAAAUUCACCAAGGCCUUUCAUUGAAACCAACUAAGUUUGGUUCUAAGAUACGAACAGAAGAACACCAAAACGGUCAGGACACGCCAAUCUUUUCUCCUGAGGAAAUUGCACAACCUGUUCCAAAAUCUUCUCCUCCACCCACGUCUACUAAACCUAAAAAAGCCAUCAAUUUUAGUCAUUGCCAACCUAGACCUAUUUGUCUGUAUGAGAGACGAGAGAAGAACGCUGUAUUAAAACUUGUCAAUAGUCAGUUCGAAGAGGGAGAAGAAGAUACAGAAAGCACCGUUGAAGAGGAAAGUUAUCAUUGGCAAACAGAGGACGAUUUGAUAGAUUAUUCUUCGACUACUACACCUACACUAUCGCCUACUCCUACAACUACAACUAUGCCAUCGUAUAGUGACGAAUUCGUCUUCGAUCCAACUACUUGUCCAAAUUACCAACCAAUUCCUGAUAAUUGUCCAGAAUGGAAACGUUCCAUGCUCGAGGACAAGAACAAGAAAUUGUACGAAGAUGCUAAAGCCCGAUGGGAAACUGCUAGGGCUGAGGAGGAAAGAUGGAGAGAUGUUCCGGCUUGGAAGAAAAAUUUAAUUAAGCAUCAAGAACAAAGAAAGAAAGUUGAAAAUGCACCAGCUGAAGUGGAAAGACAAAAGCACGAAGCUGAAAUGGAACGACUGAAUAAGUUACCGGAUUGGAAGAAAAAUUUAAUUUUAAAGAAAAGAGGAGAAAUUGAUUAA